GAAAAUUAUAAGCUCCUCCACUAUUUCAUUUCUUCCCACGGGCACGCAUCCAGAUUUUGAAAGAGACCUGAAAAUAUCCCCUCUUCCUAUUGCUCUUCCCUCCUAGUUCUCUGGUUGAGAUUCCACAAUUUGUUGGUCCUCCUCUUCCUCUUCCUUUAUCUACAGAGAGUGAGAGGAGAUGGGAACACUGCCUCCCAAUUCCAUGGGCUCAGGAGAGAAGAUUGAGAACGAUCGCAUCAAUCAUGGUGCUGAUAUGAAUGCUGGAAACUCUCAGGAAACGGGAAUCCAAAAGCUCGAUGCUGGAGCUCUCUUUGUUCUCAAGUCCAAAGGUUCAUGGUUACACUGUGGCUACCAUCUGACGACUUCAAUUGUGGCGCCGGCUCUGCUCAGUCUGCCGUAUGCUUUCGCAUCGAUGGGUUGGGCGCCCGGUGUACUCUGCCUAGUGAUGGGAGCUGUAGUCACCUUCUACUCCUACAACCUCCUCUCCAUGGUCCUCGAACACCAUGCCCAGCUCGGACGGCGACAACUACGUUUCAGGGACAUGGCUAAUGAUAUUCUUGGGCCAGGCUGGGGGCGUUAUUACGUUGGUCCGAUUCAAUUCCUGGUGUGCUAUGGUGCAGUUGUUGCCUGUACGCUAUUGGGAGGCCAAACAAUGAAGUCCAUAUACUUGAUAUCGAGACCAAAUGGGAUGGCAAAGCUUUAUGAAUUUGUAGUCGUCUUCGGGGCCUUCAUGCUGAUUCUAGCACAGAUCCCGUCGUUUCAUUCCUUGAGACACAUCAAUCUGGUAUCCCUCAUGCUUUGCCUUGCCUACAGUGCUGCCACCACCGCAGGCUCCAUCUAUGCAGGACACUCGGCCCGUGCACCACCAAAGGACUACUCACUUUCAGGCAACAGCCAAGACCGAGUCUUUGGUGCAUUCAGUGCUAUCGCCAUCAUCGCGACCACCUACGGGAACGGGAUCAUUCCAGAAAUACAGGCAACAGCUGCUCCUCCUGUGAAAGGAAAGAUGUUCAAGGGCCUGUGUCUCUGCUACGCAGUCGUCGUAACUACAUUCUUCAGCGUCGCAGUGUCAGGGUACUGGGCCUUCGGCAACCAAGCAGAAGGCACUAUUCUUAGCAACUUCAUUGUUGGUGACACCACUCUAGUCCCCAAGUGGUUCCUCGUGAUGACGAAUGUCUUCACCCUCCUCCAACUUGCUGCUGUGGGACUGGUCUAUUUGCAGCCGACAAAUGAGAUGCUUGAAGGCCUGUUUUCAGACCCAAAGAUGGAUCAGUACUCUGCUCGAAAUGUCGUGCCGAGGCUAAUCUUUCGGUCACUAUCCAUGGUCAUAGCAACAACCCUUGCAGCCAUGCUCCCCUUCUUUGGAGACAUCAAUGCAGUUAUUGGGGCUUUCGGAUUUUUACCUCUAGAUUUUGUGAUCCCAGCAGUUCUAUACAACAUCACUUUCAGGCCAUCUAGAAGAGGCCUGCUGUUUUGGAUGAAUGCUACUAUAUCCAUCGUCUUCUCGGCACUGGCAGUGUUGGGGUCUAUCGCUGCUGUUCGGCAGAUUGCUUUGGAUGCGAAGAACUACAAAUUGUUUGCCAAUGUGUGAACAGGAGUAGGAAAAGGGAAUAUUCAUCCGCAUUACUCAGCCUCAAUCUCGAUCGCCCCGUUGCAUGCAAUCUGUGCCCUAUGAAAGAGACAACAAGGCAAGGGCAAUCCAUUUCAGACUGCCAAUUUGCAACACAAUCCUACUAGCUAAUGAUUCUUGUAUUCGGAGAAAUGGUGCAAAAAUUUUGUACGUUCUCCUAGCUGCUACACUUAGAUUGAUAAAAGAUAUAUAGUUAAUUUUGUUUGCACCCAUGGGGACAGUCAAAUGCACCUGGAUGCUUAAAAUUGGUGAUUAAUGUAGAGAAAUAUUAUUUGAUUAA
Molecule: messenger RNA, 1910 nt
Organism: Phoenix dactylifera (date palm)
Lineage: Eukaryota; Viridiplantae; Streptophyta; Magnoliopsida; Arecales; Arecaceae
Product: Transmembrane amino acid transporter family protein
Source: RefSeq, a predicted model, not a curated record